UUCCCGGAAGUGGGACUUGACGGUAGUGCUGCCAGGCCUGAGUGGGAAGAAGGAAGGACGGACGGAGCGAGGAAAUGAAGUCGGUGCUUCUGUGUGUCUCUGGUGGAGGUAGGCGAGCCGAGAGGAAGAGGAGGAGCAGGCUGUUCUCCCCGUGGUAGUCCCCUGCCCUGAUCUGGCUGAGUGCAGGGCGUGCUCCACCCCAGCCCUCAAAUCGCUCUACUAAAUCCAGUGGGAAUUCUUUCUUAUAGACAGUUCCUGAUCUAAAGUGGAAAAGAGAUGGCUUUUGUAAGAGAUUCUUCCUUCAAGAACUCGAUUCUUAGGAUUCAUAUGGACUAAGGAAAUUCAUUGGCUAUUAUAAUGGAAAAAUCAUGGAUGCUUUGGACUUCAAUUGAAAAAUGUCUGCUUGCCUUGAUGUCAUGGUCCUGGGGCCUCUGCCGCAUUUCUCUCUUACCUUUGAUAGUAACCUUUCAUUUGUAUGGUGGCAUCAUUUUGCCUCUAUUGAUAUUUGUGUCUAUCGCAGGUAUACUGUAUAAAUUCCAGGAUGUGUUGCUUUAUUUCCCAGAGCAACCCUCUUCAUCACGGCUUUAUGUUCCUAUGCCUACUGGCAUUCCGCAUGAAAAUAUCUUCAUCAGAACCAAAGAUGGCGUAUUGCUCAAUCUAAUUCUGCUCAGAUUCACAGGGGACAAUUCCUCAUAUUCACCUACUAUCAUUUACUUUCAUGGGAAUGCAGGAAACAUUGGUCACAGACUACCAAAUGCUUUGUUGAUGCUAGUGAACUUGAAAGUAAACUUAUUGCUGGUUGACUAUAGAGGCUAUGGGAAAAGUGAAGGCGAAGCAAGUGAGGAUGGCAUCUAUUUAGAUUCUGAGGCUGUUCUAGACUACGUGAUGACUAGAUCUGAUCUUGAUAAGACAAAAUUUUUCCUCUUUGGCCGUUCUUUGGGAGGAGCAGUUGCUAUUCAUCUAGCUUCUGAGAAUUCCCAUAGGAUUUCUGCCAUCAUGGUGGAGAACACAUUCCUUAGCAUCCCACAUAUGGCCACCACUCUGUUUUCUUUCUUCCCAAUGAGGUAUCUUCCUUUGUGGUGCUAUAAAAACAAGUUUUUCUCCUAUCAAAAAAUAUCUCAGUGCAGAAUGCCUUCACUUUUCAUCUCUGGGCUUGCUGACCAGUUGAUUCCUCCGGUUAUGAUGAAGCAGCUUUAUGAACUUUCCCCUGCUCGGACUAAAAGAAUAGCAAUAUUUCCAGACGGAACUCAUAAUGACACUUGGCAGUGCCAAGGCUACUUCAGCGCACUUGAACAGUUCAUUAAAGAAGUGUUAAAGAAUCACUCACCUGAAGAAACAGAAAAAAUGUCAUCUAAUGUAACAAUAAUUUAACUAAUUCCAGUCUGUCUGAUUGUACCUGGACUUGUGGAAAGUGAUAAAGAAUUACCAUUUUUUAAAAA
This is a messenger RNA of Sceloporus undulatus (fence lizard), 1439 nucleotides long. It is a transcript of the gene ABHD13, whose product is annotated as abhydrolase domain containing 13. Gene Ontology annotation, cellular component: membrane. The transcript has 3 exons. The record is from RefSeq and is a predicted model, not a curated record. Gene Ontology annotation, molecular function: palmitoyl-(protein) hydrolase activity. NCBI's taxonomy places the organism in Eukaryota, Metazoa, Chordata, Lepidosauria, Squamata, Phrynosomatidae. The coding region runs from base 358 to 1371 and encodes 337 amino acids.